This is a messenger RNA of Prunus dulcis (almond), 787 nucleotides long. Its product is annotated as kiwellin-1-like. The record is from RefSeq and is a predicted model, not a curated record. NCBI's taxonomy places the organism in Eukaryota, Viridiplantae, Streptophyta, Magnoliopsida, Rosales, Rosaceae. The coding region runs from base 1 to 573 and encodes 190 amino acids. The transcript has a single exon.
AUGAAGAGCCCAGCAAUUUUCUCAAGAGGAUCCAUUGCCCUACUUGUCAUUCUCCUUUCAACAAUAUGCUUGGUGACUGAAGCUCAGCAAUGUCGUCCAAGUGGUAAGAUUAGAGGAAGGAAGGCCCCUGCUGGACAAUGCAACAAGGAGAAUGACUCUGACUGCUGCGUUGCCGGCAAAAUGUACCCGACCUACAAAUGUUCACCGCCAUUGUCCGGGAGCACCAAGGCCUACCUAACUCUCAACAGUUUUGAGAAAAAUGGAGACGGAGGUGGUCCAUCAGAAUGUGACAACCAAUACCAUAAUGACAACACACCGGUUGUGGCAUUGUCCACUGGAUGGUACAACAAUGGAGGAAGGUGCCAUAACCACAUCAGAAUUAAUGGUAACGGGCGCAGUGUGGUGGCCAUGGUGGUAGAUGAGUGUGACUCUACCGAGGGAUGUGAUGCAGACCAUGACUACCAACCUCCUUGUCCUAACAACAUUGUUGAUGCUUCAAAGGCUGUCUGGAAAGCCUUGGGUGUGCCUGAGGACAACUGGGGUGGCUUAGAUAUCACAUGGUCCGACGCUUAGUCAUAUCAGUGUGAUCUGUCUAGCUAGCUUGUUGCUUUAUGUGUAUUGUCUGUACUGUGUGGAAUUUUCUCUGAAGUAUGUCUUGUAUAUUAUAGAAGUCAAUAUAGAGCAUUGACUUCUUCUAUCUUAUAUUGUGGUCAAUGUGAAAUAUAACACAAUAUCAAACAUAGGUAUCCAUCUCUAUGAUAUGGAGAUGAACUGCUUGAAGCAUCUA